Molecule: messenger RNA, 3201 nt
Organism: Mesorhabditis belari
Lineage: Eukaryota; Metazoa; Nematoda; Chromadorea; Rhabditida; Rhabditidae
Source: the annotation of a GenBank genome assembly
AUGGACGGUGAUUUGAAAAAAGAGCUGAAAAAGCUUGAACAUGAAUAUGAUUACGAACGAACAUUGAAUCUUGGUCGUUUCGGGCGCUUACCCGACAACAAACUGUACAUUCAUGAAAAUGGGAAAAAUGGAGAUUUCACAACGGUUCAUUUUGAUGAAAAGCCAAUAGAAAAGAAGAGUAAAUGGAAUUUUGGGAUCUUCACAAAAGUAUGCGAGGAGCUUGGCAAUCGAGCCGACACAGUUCGAAUGGUGUUCGCCGAUUGGGUUUUCCUGGCUGUUCUCGGAGUGCUCACAGCUUGUCUCUCCUCUACAAUUGAUACAAUUGUUGUUUGGUUUCAACAAAUCCAAGAAUGGAGUAUCAACAUGAGUUCUGAGGAGAAUUUCACUGGUUUUGUCUCGAUGUACACAGCUUGGGUGCUUUUCUUUACUUUGAUGAUUGUCACCUCGGCAACUCUUGUUCAUUACAUUGCACCUCAAGCGAUUGGAUCCGGUCUUCCAGAAAUGAAAACAAUAAUUCGUGGAGUGAUUUUGAAAGAUUAUCUAACCUUUCGAACUUUAUUAUCAAAAGUCGUUGGGUUGAUUUUUUCAUUGGGAAGUGGAGCGCCGAUUGGAAAAAUGGGUCCUUUUGUGCACAUAUCUUCUAUUUUGGCCAAUCAAUUGUGUUUAUUUGCUGCACGGUUUGAUAGAGCAUUUGGAUCAGAGUCUAGACGAAUCGAGACACUGACAGCUGCUUGUGCCAUUGGGGUCGCUUGUACUUUCAGUGCUCCAGUUGGAGGAGUACUUUUCUCAAUCGAGGUCACCACAAUGUAUUUCUCUGUGAGAAAUUAUUGGAGAGGCUUCUUUGGGGCUUGUUGUGCAGCGACCACGAUACGAUUAUUGAAAGGAGUUUUUGCGGAAACAGAAGUGACAACAAGUGCCUUCUUUCAAACUUAUUUCCCAAAGGAUCCAUACUCUGUCGACGAACUACCGCUUUUUGCUUUUUUGGGAAUCAUUUGUGGCUUUCUUGCCGCAUCUUACAUUAGCAUUUACAAACAUUUGGUACUCUUCCUCCGAACAAGUCAAUUCGCUAAGAAUCUCUUUCAAAAAAGAUGGAUGGUUUAUCCAGUGUUGGUCUCUGUUCUCCUUGGUGGACUCACUUUUCCUCAUGGAUUAGGACAAUUUUUCGUUGGACGGCUUCGUUUUGCCAGAAAUCUUCGCGAUUUUUAUUUGAAUUGCACUUUCGCAGUCGAACCAGGAAGUGCUCUUGCUUGCAAUGACGAGCACAAUUGUCCAUUCAUUGACUCUGAAUUGCCUGUUAAUAUUAUGCUUUUGCUAUUUAUUGUCGCUUUGUUUGUUCUAUCAAUCGUAUCUAUCACUUUGCCGAUUCCUGGCGGUGUUUUCAUGCCAACAAUUGUAUUGGGAGCAGCGAUUGGCCGACUCAUGGGAGAAAUCACUUCUGAAUGGGCACCAAAUGGAAUCGACGCUAGCCAUUUCAUUUUUCCUGGAGUUUAUGCUGUAGCAGGCUCAGCCGCUUUCUCUGGAGCUGUCACUCAUUCAGUGUCCGUGUCAGUAGUCGUUUUUGAAGCCACAGGACAACUACAUUGUUUGCUGCCGGUUAUGAUAGCGGUGAUUAUUGCAAACGCUAUCAGCACUUAUUUUCAACCCUCAUUUUUCGACACGAUUAUCAAAAUCAAGCAUUUACCGUUUUUGCCUGAUAUCCCGCCAUCAAGUAAUAUCGUUCACACGGUAACAGCAGAGAAAAUGAUGACCUCGCCAGUUCGUUUCCUUUGUCGAGUCACAAAGUAUGAAGAUAUUCGAAAAAUGCUUACGGAAGGGCCACAGUUAAGAAUGUUUCCAGUAGUUGAUGGAGCGAAUACUCAAAUGUUGCUUGGAACUGUAAACCGAAGAACAUUAUUGGAGAUUUUAGAAGAACAUGUUGGAGAUGGAGCUAGAAAGUGUGAAGCAGAGACACGUGUUCGAAGAGCGAUUGAAACAAUCGACAAACAUUUCAAGAAUACUCAAGAGAUUACGACAAGUGAUCCAGAAAUAACAGUGACUCCAGAGGAAGUGAUUCAAAGAAGAACGUUCAGUGAAGGAAUGAAAACAUUGCCAUUGUUUAGAGCAAGUAGAUCGAUUUCACCCCAACAACGAGUCCAAUUUGGCAGUUCAAUAAGCGGAAAACCGGAUAUUACUAGAAAAUGCCGAUUUGUGGUCACUGCCAUAUCUCCAGAACCAUCAACUUCUCAUGCAUCAUCAGCUGAACUCACCUUUUCUGGCUCUGAAACGAGCAGUGAAAAGAAUCCACACUCAAAAAAUAGUUUGAGAAAAAUUUCUUCAACCAAUAGAAGAAACGCCUUUUGCAGUAUGGAACAAAAGGAACACGAAGAGACUGUAACGAGUGUCAGUAGACUUCCGAAGAGUGAGUCCUUUGAUUCAGCCGAUCAACAUCUUACAAUUCAUUCACUUCAUUCCUUUCAUGUUGAUUAUCAAAAGAUGAUGAAAGGAUAUUUGCGGCAAGCAAAGAAAGCAAUCACUCAUCUGAGGAAACAAUCUCGAAAGGAAAGCUCUCAAUUAGCUAUUUAUGGAUUGACUGGUAUAGAGAGAGAAGAAUGGGAACACCAACGAAUGAGCGAAACUUUUGUUUUCCCUGAAGAGUUCAUUGAUCCAGCUCCAUUUCAACUUGUUCGCAGGACAACUCUUUUUAAGAUUCACUCAAUCUUUUCAAUGUUACAAUUAACAAAGGCUUAUGUAACAGAGUGUGGUCGUUUGAUUGGAGUGGUGGCUCUUUGUGAUGUUAGAAGAGCUCUUGAGAAGUCGAGUGAUUUGGCUAAAGAUCUGUCAAACGAUCUCCGACCACCACAUCACAAAGAUUCAGACUUUAGAGAAGCACUUAAAGAUGUGUUAACACCAGCGAUUGAGGUGAUCAAGCCAAAUAUGGGACGCCGAGGCAGUAAACAGAUUCAUUUCGCUGAAGAUGAUUUGGAGAAUGUUUUCUCGAAGAGACCAACAAGUUUACGAAUUCGAACAGAAUCUACGGGAGUUGAGGACUUUCCGAUAGCUUCGGAAACAAGAAGGGUUCAAUCCUUCCUCCGAAAAUCUUUGGGUCAAUCCGAGAAUCUCGUCGAUGCAGUUGUGUAUCUUCGCCGUAAAUCAAUGCACGUUUCAAGGAGACGACAAUCAAAAGUUGGCCCUGAAAGUGUAAAUGAACAAAAGCCUAAAGAA